CCUCAUGAUGUGUGUGGUGAUGCGUGCUCUUCCGUCUCUUCUCCGCAGAGCUCUUUGGAGAGCUCUUUUGAAGCUGUGAUUCAACAUGAGCAGUUUGGUCAGUCUAGCACAGAUCCUAGCCACACUUCUCCUCCACAUUCCACUGACAGAGGUGUCAGACACUCUAAGCAUGACCCAUUCCAAAGUGAUAUUGUUUCAUGAUGUGUGGCAUCGGAGUGUGUGUCGCCCGCUGGAGAGGUUGGUAGAAGUGGAGCAGGAGUAUCCAGGGAUUGUGGAGCACAUCUUAAGUCCUCGCUGUGUGCCUCUUCAUCGCUGCGCUGGCUGUUGUAAUGAUGAAGAAUUACAGUGCACCCCUACCCUUACACGCAAUGUCACAAUACAGCUGGUGAAAAUAUGCCCAGUGGCGUGGACCAAGCAGUAUGUAGAGCUUUCAUUUUUAGAGCACCACUCCUGUGAGUGCAGACCCAAACAGAAUCACAAAAGAUGCCAGAGGCAGAGGCUAAGUAGGCCAUACAGGGGAAGAAAAGGGAAAAAACGGAAAAAAGAGAACAGAAAACAGUAGCAGUAACUGCUUUGCCGUGGUCAGAGUUAUGCAGGAUCUAGAACCUAUGCUGGAACCACUGGGACGGGAAAACACACUGGAUGGGACGCCAGUCAAUUGCAGGACACCUUUUACCAUUUCCAGUCCACCUCCUGCCAUGUGAAUUUGAGAUGGGAGAACUCUUUUUAAAGAAACCAAUUAAGGCUUGGAUCCUGCUAAAAUAAAUGUGCUCAUAUAUGUUUUAUAUUUCAUGAACACAAAACAUAUAUAGAUCAUCAGAACAUAAAACAAUGUUUUAGAAUAGCUAAUAAAUGCUCUCUAAUCCUGGUGUUUUCUCAACAAUGUAUUGAUAAAUAAAUAUUUGAUAUCUAUUGUAUACAUGUCCACUGGCUGAUGCUUUUCAUCCAGCUGUUUGUCUGUUGUAGGUGUCAAUCAUUUCAGCUAAGAAAAACACAUCCAUUUACUUUUAUUUUAUCUAUAAACACAAAGAUAUGAACCUUUUAUGCAUCUGUGAUGAAAGCUAUGACGAGUUCUCUCAAGGGAAGAUCUUGCAGUCCACCGACAAUAAGAUAUCCUGUGGGAAGCACAGAAUGAUAGAGUUGAAGCUCUGUAAUCCCCCUCUGUUGUUACUUGCUUAAUCCCUCUGCUGUGGUGAGUGCGGUCAUGGAAAUGACAAGGAGAAGUGACUUUGUGACAAGAUGCGUGACCACGGAGAUGACUGAAUACUAUUAUGAUAAUCAGUACCCUAUUUGCCUCGUUCAUCUCCACAAGCAUGUCUUGGUUUUCAAUAUUUGCCUGUAUGUCCUGCUAUAUAUAUCCUUGUACACAGAGAAAACAUGACUACAGCUAGCUAUAUUCAAUUUAUGUAAUAAAUAUUAAAUAAAUCUAAGUUGUACCUGAUUCUGAUGGCACAAAUGUGUUCUUGUAAAAGAUUAAUAAAAUAAUGGAGGUUUUUAGCAUGUUCAGCCUACCCUAUGUCCA
Messenger RNA from Ictalurus punctatus (channel catfish), 1522 nucleotides. It is a transcript of the gene pgfa, whose product is annotated as placental growth factor a. Gene Ontology annotation, molecular function: vascular endothelial growth factor receptor binding; chemoattractant activity; growth factor activity. NCBI's taxonomy places the organism in Eukaryota, Metazoa, Chordata, Actinopteri, Siluriformes, Ictaluridae. The record is from RefSeq and is a predicted model, not a curated record. Gene Ontology annotation, biological process: vascular endothelial growth factor receptor signaling pathway; positive regulation of angiogenesis; positive regulation of endothelial cell proliferation. Gene Ontology annotation, cellular component: membrane. The transcript has 7 exons. Bases 86 to 562 code for a protein of 158 amino acids.